CUCUCUUCUUCUUCUUCUUCUUCGAGGACAUAGCCUUUUUCAUGGUGAAAGCACCAAUCUUUUUCAUGCUUCACAGUCUGGCUUCGAUCUCGGAACUCCAGGAACGACACCCACUUGUGCUUUCUCGUUGAAUCUCUCUUUCUCUCUUUCUUACUUCACUUGUUGCGUCUUUUCGUUCUCUUUCUGGGUUAUCUUGGACCCGCAUUGUUCAUCUCUCAGCUUCGCCUUCACAGUUCCUCAGGCCCUGACAGCUACAUUCCGACGGACACCUUAUUUAUAUUUGGCGUAGCGUGAGAGUGUGCAUGUCUGCUUUCUCUUUCGCUUGCAACGAUUAGUAAAAGAGAGAGCGAGUUUAGUGCAGAGGCGGGGUUCCAGUGCGGGGCGGUGCAUUGAUACAUCCUGUGCGGUCGGUGCGGUCACGCACGCUCUGAGGCCCGGAUCGCAUGGAUCUAUCGGCGGCUAUCCUUUUCCUUUCGGCGUUCGCGGCCUAUCUGUUGUGGUUCAAGCUCAUCUCCGCGUCCCUCAGCGGUCCACGUGUCUGGCCCCUAUUGGGCAGCCUCCCGGGCCUCAUCAGGAACGCGGCACGGAUGCACGACUGGAUCGCGGACAACCUCCGGGCCGCCGGCGGCACGUACCAGACGUGCAUCUGUCCCGUCCCCCUCCUCGCCCGGAAGCAGGGCCUGGUGACGGUCACGUGCGACCCCAAGAACCUGGAGCACGUCCUCAAGGCCCGGUUCGACAAUUACCCCAAGGGCCCCACGUGGCAGGCCGUGUUCCACGACCUGUUGGGCGACGGGAUCUUCAACUCCGACGGCGACACGUGGAAGAACCAGCGCAAGACCGCCGCGCUCGAGUUCACCACCCGGACGCUCCGCCAGGCCAUGUCCCGGUGGGUAAGCCGGGCCAUAAAGCACCGGUUCUGCCCCAUCUUGAAGGCGGCGCAGCUCGAGGGCAGGUCGGUCGAUCUCCAGGACCUCUUGCUCCGGCUCACCUUCGACAACAUCUGCGGCUUGGCCUUUGGGAUGGACCCGGAGACGCUGUCCCUAGGCCUCCCUGAGAACGGCUUCGCCACGGCCUUUGACCGCGCCACCGAGGCCACGCUGCAGCGGUUCAUCCUGCCCGAGUUCAUAUGGAAGCUCAAGAAGUGGCUCCGCCUUGGGAUGGAGGUCAACCUGAGCCGCAGCCUGGAGCACAUUGACGCAUACUUGUCCGACAUCAUCAGCACGCGCAAGCAAGAGCUGGCGAGUCAGCAACAGGUCGGCACCGGCGGGCCCCAGCACGACGACCUGUUGUCCCGGUUCAUGAAGAAAAAAGAGUCCUAUUCGGACAAGUUCCUCCAGCAGGUGGCGCUCAAUUUCAUCCUAGCUGGGCGGGACACGUCAUCGGUCGCGCUGAGCUGGUUCUUCUGGUUGGUCAGUCAGAACCCGAGAGUGGAAGAGGAGAUCCUCAUCGAAAUCUGCACAGUUCUCAUGGACACACGUGGCAGCGACCCCGCCAAGUGGGUGGAGGAGCCGCUCGUGUUCGAGGAAGUCGAUCGGCUGAUUUAUCUAAAGGCAGCACUGUCAGAAACCUUAAGGCUCUACCCAUCGGUGCCACAGGACUCGAAGCAUGUCGUUGCUGACGACGUCCUUCCGAGCGGGGUAUUCGUGCCGGCCGGCUCGUCGAUCACAUACUCAAUAUACUCGGUCGGACGGAUGGAGUUCAUCUGGGGACCGGACUGCCACGAAUUCAAGCCGGAGAGGUGGUUGUCUUCUGAUGGCAAGAGGAUUGAAUUGCAAGACUCUUACAAAUUUGUGUCGUUCAAUGCAGGACCGAGGCUUUGCCUUGGGAAGGAUUUGGCCUAUUUGCAGAUGAAGUCGGUGGCGGCAGCUGUAUUGCUGCACCACCGACUAAUGGUUGCGCCUGGUCACCGCGUCGAGCAAAAGAUGUCGUUGACAUUGUUCAUGAAGUAUGGCCUAAAAAUGAAUGUCCACCAGAGAGAACUGAGGCCUAUCUUGGCAAAGAUAACCAAGAACAACGAUGAUUUGUGUGGGAAAGCUGGUCUGAGCAAUGGACAUUUUCCAGCAGCAGGCGAGGUCAAGAUGGUCAAUGGGGUAGCUUAACCCAUGGCAUUAUUUUGGGGUUUUGGCUCAUGAUUUUGUGAAUACUAAGUGCAAAUGGUCAUGAAGGCUCUCAUAUGAUUGUCUUUUGCUGGAAGUCAUUCAUAAAUAGCAGAUGGCUAGAUCUGUGCCAUCUUUUACUUGAACAAAUAAAGCUGGUUCACCAUUUGGUUGUAUGAGGAUGUGAAUGCUGGUGAUGGAACAAUGAUGUCAUACCUCUCGACAAGAUUUCGGAUAGUUUAAUAACACUGUCAGAAGCUGAAUCCAUGGUGGAAGCAGAAGGAUGGUUUGGUAUUACAGAAACUACUUGUCAGGGCUCUGAAGGCUGAAGAAGAGCGCGGAGCGGAACUACUCACUCUUGAUACUCAAAAUUACUUGUCUGUAUGAGAUUAAGUUGUUGGUGUUAUUCAAACUUAGCCCGAAUAGAACCAUUUAUUGUCAGAAAAUCAGUGUCCGUACUGCCUCAAGCAAUGAUUUAACAUAUGUAGAUAUUAUAUACUCGGACGUUUUCUUUC
Messenger RNA from Rhodamnia argentea, 2614 nucleotides. Its product is annotated as cytochrome P450 86A22-like. The record is from RefSeq and is a predicted model, not a curated record. NCBI's taxonomy places the organism in Eukaryota, Viridiplantae, Streptophyta, Magnoliopsida, Myrtales, Myrtaceae. Gene Ontology annotation, molecular function: iron ion binding; oxidoreductase activity, acting on paired donors, with incorporation or reduction of molecular oxygen; heme binding.